Molecule: messenger RNA, 2809 nt
Organism: Tinamus guttatus (white-throated tinamou)
Lineage: Eukaryota; Metazoa; Chordata; Aves; Tinamiformes; Tinamidae
Source: RefSeq, a predicted model, not a curated record
AUGGCUUUGAAGGAGAGCCAGGCGGCGCCGGGCAGCGGGGCCAGAGCAAGCGCCGCUGCAAGGGCCCAGUGUGGCCAGCUGGGCCGGGGGGGCCGGCCGUGCUUGGCGAGGCGCGGGAUCUCAUUGGGGUUUGUUUCUGCGCUUUCACAGAGCCUGGAUGGGGACCAAGCCAUACUCCAGAGGAUAAGGAAAUAUGUGAAAGCCAUUCAUGUCUCCGGGCUCACGCACGCGGAGAACGAGGAGCAGUACAGCGAGGCCCUGGAGACCUUCGGCAACAACCACCUCUCGCAGAACAACCACGAGCUUUCCACCGGCUUCCUCAACCUGGCCGUCUUCACCCGCGAGGUCACCGCGCUCUUCAAGAACCUGGUGCAGAACCUCAACAACAUCGUGUCCUUCCCUCUGGACAGCCUGCUGAAGGGGCAGCUCAAGGACGGGCGCCUGGACUCCAAGAAGCAGAUCGAGAAGGCCUGGAAGGAUUAUGAGACCAAAGUAGGGAAGAUGGAGAAGGAGAAGGAGCGAGCGCGCCUGGCCGGGCUCCCCCAGCCCCAGCCCGCGGUGCCGGAGGCGGCCGAGGACGCGCAGAGGGAGCGGCGGCUCUUCCAGCUCCACAUGUGCGAGUACCUGCUGAAAGCCAGCGAGAGCCAGAUGAAGCAAGGGCCAGAUUUCCUGCAGAGCCUCAUCAAGUUCUUCCACGCUCAGCACAAUUUCUUCCAAGAUGGCUGGAAGGCUGCCCAGAACCUCUACCCCUUCAUUGAGAAGCUCGCUGUGUCCCUCCACGCACUCCACCAAGCCCAGGAGGAGGAGGUGAAACAGCUCACGCAGACGCGCGAUUCCCUCCGGAGCAUCCUGCAGCUGGAGAGCAAAGAGGAAAACCUGAGCAGGAAGAAUUCUGGCAAUGGCUACAGCAUCCACCAGCACCAAGGGAACAAGCAGUACGGGACGGAGAAGUCGGGGUUUCUGUACAAGAAGAGCGAUGGGAUUCGGAAAGUGUGGCAGAAGAGGAAGUGCGGCGUGAAGUACGGCUGUCUCACCAUCUCCCACAGCACGAUAAACCGGCCCCCGGUCAAACUGAACCUCCUGACCUGCCAAGUGCGGCCUCACGCCGAGGAGAAGAAGUGCUUUGACCUGGUGACCCACAACAGGACAUAUCACUUCCAAGCGGAGGAUGAGCAGGAGUGCGUUGUCUGGGUGUCGGUGCUGCAGAACAGCAAGGACGAGGCGCUGAGCAACGCCUUCAAGGGCGAGCCCAACGGCAGCGCGGCGGCGGCGGGCGCCGCGGCGGGCAGUGGGUCGGGGCUCGAGGGCCCCCGGCGGCGGCUCUGGGGAUGGGAACAGGGCUUGAGGUUCUGCAGAUGCUGCUCCGGGGUGAUGUGCACUGAGAGCAUCCCACCUGCAGACCCCACGUGGCUCUCCACCAACCUGGGCAUCCUGACGUGCAUCGAGUGCUCUGGCAUCCACCGCGAGCUCGGCGUGCACUACUCCCGCAUCCAGUCCCUCACCCUGGACGUCCUCAGCACCUCCGAGCUGCUGCUGGCCAUCAGCAUCGGGAACAGCCGCUUCAAUGAGAUCAUGGAGGCCGCGCUGCCCGCGCAGGACAGUCCCAAGCCCACGGCUGGCAGCGACAUGUGAGUCGGAAGGCCCAGAGGUGGGACAAGGAUGCAGCGUUUUGCCCUGGAGGGCUCCCCGGACCCCCGGCGCGUCUGCGAAUGCAUUCCCACCCGGGACCUGCUGGCCCUGCUCCAAGCCUUCGCCGAAGGGCACGACUUGACCAAGCCCCUGGCUAGCCCCGAAGGCCAGGAGCAGGGCGAGCUGGCGCUGCACAUGGCCGUGCGCUGCGCGGACCGGGCCUCCCUCCCACUCGUGGACUUCAUCAUCCAGAACGGGUACGUGGGGCUGGGGACCCUGGACAGGGUGACGCAGGAGGGGAACACAGCUCUGCACUACGGCGCGCUCUACAACCAACCCAACUGCCUCAAGCUGUUGCUCAAAGGCAAAGCCUCCUUUGCCAUGGUGAACGCGGCGGGUGAGACAGCCCUGGAUGUGGCCAGGCGGCUCAAGCACGCCGAGUGCGAGGAGCUGCUGGAGCAGGCGCAGGCGGGGAAGCUCUCGCUGCAGGUGCACGUGGACUACGACUGGGAGCCCCCCGCCGAGUACCCCUAUGACAGCGAGGACGAGCUCGAGGAGAAGGUGAGCCCCUUGCAGCGCUCCUUCAAAGGCCCGUCACCCCCGGGCGCCAGCCCUCCCGCCGCCUGUCCCCAGAGCGCCCCAAGCUGUCCCCAGAGCCGCUGGAGCUGCGCGGGCAUGGACAUCACCAACAGGACCUACGAGAGCAUCCUGGUGGCCGCGCGGCCCGCGCCCCGCCGCGCGCACAGCGACGAGAUGCCCCCGCCGCUGCCCCUCAAAAACCCCACGCGCGCCGGCCCCCGUGCCAAAGCACCCCCCGGUGAGUUGGGGAUCUCAGAGAGCACCCGCUCCUACCGGCGCAUCAGCAGCAUUGGGGGCAAAGCCACCUCACCCGUGUCCCCCCAGAGCCCCGAGGACCCCGCGCCGGGCAAGGCGCCCCCCGUGCCCAUGCCCAGACGCUUCGCUCCGGCCAAGGGGCGGCAGAAGCGGGUCAAGGCGGUGGCCGACUGCAAGGGGGACAAGGCCCGGGAGUUGACCUUCUCCAAGGGCGAGGUGAUCGUGGUGACACGGGAGGAGGACGAGCAGAGCUGGGUCGGCUUCAUCGAGGGUGACGGCUCCCGCACUGGCGUCUUUCCAGCCAGCUUUGUCCACCUCUUGCAGGACUGACUGAGCUGCCCCUUGU